This is a messenger RNA of Diospyros lotus (date-plum), 985 nucleotides long. Its product is annotated as glycosyltransferase BC10-like. The record is from RefSeq and is a predicted model, not a curated record. NCBI's taxonomy places the organism in Eukaryota, Viridiplantae, Streptophyta, Magnoliopsida, Ericales, Ebenaceae. Gene Ontology annotation, molecular function: glycosyltransferase activity. The transcript is spliced from 2 exons. Gene Ontology annotation, cellular component: membrane. Bases 105 to 884 code for a protein of 259 amino acids.
CUCAAUCCUCAAAGACUUGUUGUCCUUCAACCAUGACCAUGAUCAGCCCAACCAAGUCUUAACUAUUGGGAAAGAAUACUGUGGCGUGGAGCAGCCUAACAUGCAUGGGAUUGGGAUGGACGAUGAAGAGUUGGGGUCCCUUGCCACUGGCCCCUCUAUGGGAGAGCUUCUUUCAUGGCCACCAAUGCUUGUACUCAAUCUAUGUCCACUGCCACCCAUUCUACAAUGGAACACUCCCCACAAACUCUGUCUUCUAUGGCAAAAGAAUCCCCAGCAAGGUGGUGGAAUGGGGAAAAUUCAGCAUGGUGGAGGCGGAGCGCCGCCUCCUUGCCAACGCCCUGCUCCACCCCUCCAACCAACGCUUCCUUCUCCUCUCCGACUCCUGCAUCCCCCUCUUCAACUUCUCCACCACCUACUCCCUUCUCUUCGCCUCCACCCAGACCUUCGUCGAUUCCUACCCCGCCCGCCGCCGCUACCGCCCCCGCCUGAACCCGCUGGUGCAGCCGGAGCAGUGGCGGAAGGGCUCGCAGUGGUUCGCAGUGGACCGACGUCUGGCCAUGGAGGUGGUCUCCGACCGAACCUACUUUCCGGCGUUCAAAAGGGCCUGUGGGCCGUGGUCGUGCUACGCCGACGAGCACUACUUGGCGACGCUGCUGGUAAGCUUGAGAUGGAAGAAUAAUGCGAACAGAAGCUUGACGUGGGUGGAUUGGUCGAGGGGCGGCCACCAUCCUCGGAGAUUUGCAGGGAAAGAUGUGAGCUUGGAGGUGUUGAAUGGGAUGAGGAAUGGCAAUGGCAGGAAUUGCUUCUUGUUUGCAAGGAAGUUCUUGCCUAGCGCCUUGCCUCCAUUGCUCCAACUUGCUCCCAACUUGUUCUACUUCAACUGAUUGUGCCUGUGCUUGUGCUUUGGAUUUACAUAUUGUUUAUAGACAAAUAAAUGAUAAAUAUAUGGUGGUCUUUUUAAGGACAACAUAAAUCCUAAACUCAU